Messenger RNA from Bacidia gigantensis, 1236 nucleotides. RefSeq lists its product as uncharacterized. The record is from RefSeq and is a predicted model, not a curated record. The transcript has a single exon. The coding region runs from base 1 to 1236 and encodes 411 amino acids. Gene Ontology annotation, molecular function: protein binding. NCBI's taxonomy places the organism in Eukaryota, Fungi, Ascomycota, Lecanoromycetes, Lecanorales, Ramalinaceae.
AUGACGCUCAAAGAUCUACUCAGGAAGAAAGACAAGAUUGAAGAUUGUCCCGCAUCUCUAGACGACGAAUCGCCCGAGAUAAAACCAGACUUUACCUUUGUCCGCUCAGACACCAAUACCCAUGAAGUGAUCUCUCCCCCUACAUUCCAAGAAAACUCUCCCCCAAAAGAUGAGGGCAACCGCCUAUCAAGGCAUUUUGCGCGCCUUCGUACCUCUUCCAAUGCUUCGCAUUCAUCGCGCCCCUCAAGUAGAGAGAAAGACUCUCGUCCUUCGAGUAGGGAUAAAGACUCGCGGCGACUCUCCCAGCGACUCAGCCUCAGUUCCCACUCUCGUCAUUCAAGCCGUGGCUCUGUGAAUGUUCCAACAGACCUGCCAGAGAUUCAGAACGUGGCUGUUCGAAGUGAAGAUAAUCAAGCAGCAUGGGAAGAAAGAGCAACGAUUCUUGCGAAGGAGAACCCCAACAAGAACCGUCCACUCUCCCAAGAUACCACCGCUUUCGGCCAUCCUCGUUCUCACCCUCCUACACCUAAGCUUCAGCAAGACCCUAACUUUCAUCCUGAUCAUCUAGGCGACAAAGCUCCACGAGGUCGAACGAUCUCAGACGCCAAGUCUGACGAUGACCUGCAAGAGGCAAUACGGCUUCACGAAGCUGGAAAUCUCGAAGCAUCUACAGCCAUGUUUGGGCGUUUGGCGGGCAACAAUGCAAUGGCACAGAUUCUGUACGGGCUGGCACUACGACAUGGCUGGGGCACAGAAGCGGACCCAGGCCUUGGUAUAACGUAUCUAUCUAAAGCGGCUUCCAAUUCUGCGAGCGUGGAGGCUGAGGCGCUGCAUAAAGGCGUCAAGAAGGGAGGCGCGGCGAAAGGCGAACUUGUGCUUGCGAUUUAUGAACUUGCGAAUAGCUUCAGGCAUGGGUGGGGAAUCGCAAAGGAUCCUGUGGCGGCGAAGAAGUAUUACGAGGUCGCAGCCAACCUAGGCGAUACUGAUGCUAUGAACGAGGUCGGUCGGUGCUACGAGGAGGGAUACGGAGGAAAAAAGGAUAGAGUGAGUCUGCCCUCAUUGCCAUCUGCUUGCGCCUUUUGUUCUACCAGCAUGAAAGCCAGUCUUCCCUCAUCAAACUUCGAACUGCAAGACCUCCAGGGCGAAUCUUUGUCAGAUCGUCUAGUCCAAAGCAGCAGUCACACCGUCUUUGAGCCGACUCCCAGGCGAGCUGGUCGUUUCCUCGUUGUUCCGUAA